Molecule: messenger RNA, 796 nt
Organism: Amoebophrya sp. A25
Lineage: Eukaryota; Dinophyceae; Syndiniales; Amoebophryaceae
Source: the annotation of a GenBank genome assembly
CCCUACUUUAACAAUAGUACGCCUCCUCGACAGAGCUCGUCUACGAAUGCGUCAUCUCCGCAGGAUCUUAAGGAGAGUAUAUCGCAGGCAGGACCCUGUGUGAUGGAUGACUUUGGUGCUGCUGUGCCGUCUAGUUUGCGAGGCCCGAUAUUCGAUGUGGUCAUAUUCCUAGGCUCACUGUGCUUGAUCGGGAUCGCUGUAUUUCGUUUAUUUUUCGUGAUGCUUUAGGUAGUUCUUGCUGACCUUACCUAUGUCACCCAUCAUCCUCGGAGGCGAGCAUGUGCCUGUGGGGCUCGUUGAGAAGGAUCCACAACCUAACCUAACCGUGCAAUAAGUCGAUUGAGGGCUGACGGGAGUAAUGUCGAAAGAUGGAAAGCUUUUUACAUCUACGGACCGUAGAAGCCUUCUUGGGAUGGGCGCUCUGGAGUAUAAGACAAUUUGACGAGAUCGUGAUGCUGACGACGACAAACGAAAUAGUUUCGCUCAAGUAAAUUAUACUUAUAGAGGCUUCCAUAGCCGUAGCCAUUUUGGCUCAAGGCCUUGUGCUGCGAGCGUAAUUAUUCACAACAGAGAGACCCAGCCGUUUGAAUUUUAUAGGACAUGGCUCAGCACAAAAUCUAGUUGGCAGGUUAGCUGCAAUCACCAAUGAUACGGAAUUGAUUUGGAAUUUAGCUAUCGCCCGCCGGCUGGGUCUAUAAAAUCUGGGCAGUAGAGCGGAAAAAAUACGCUGAAUCUAGAAAAACACACCAAUGUUGAGGAAGUCGAAACUGAAAACUUGUUGAAAAAAGGAUCCAAC